Messenger RNA from Brenthis ino (lesser marbled fritillary), 387 nucleotides. NCBI's taxonomy places the organism in Eukaryota, Metazoa, Arthropoda, Insecta, Lepidoptera, Nymphalidae. The record is from the annotation of a GenBank genome assembly.
AUGUGGGGAGGUCACCUCCUCGUGUCAGUCGCGGUGGGGCUCGUGGUGCGCGUUGUCGGUGUAGUCGUCGUAGUCGCGCGGCGCGUCGAGCUCGUCCUCGCGCACGUCGUACUCGCCCGCGUCGUCGCCCUCGCCCUCGCCCUCCGCCUCGCCCUCCGCCUCGCCGUCCUCGUCCUCGCGCGCGCCGCCGCCGGGCCGCUCCUCGCGCGCCGCCUCCUGCCACACCGACAACUACUUCCCGCUACUCCCUUUUGCCCUCACUCCCGCUUCUACCACACCGCCCGUCUAGACCUUUGUGACCUUUUUAUUCUACGCCUCGCUUUCAGAACUAAGCUAAAUAGUAGCUUUCGGGACGAUACGUGUCGCAAAUGUCCAUUGGGUUCGAGU